GCUCCUUCAUUCGGGUUUCAGGAGAUCUCUCUUGGAGCUGGAGAGGAGAGGUCCGCCGUCUCUCUCUCCUCCAGCCGCCGCCGGGCUUCUUCUCUGCAUCCUCCCGCCGCUUCACCAUGGAUCUGUGGACUAAAAGAGUCGCUGGGAUUAUCGCUCGGGUCGCCCUGCUCCUCUCCUGCUCGUACGGGACAACCGGUGAAGAGGUAUGUGAUAGCCCGCUGGUGUCCAAUCUGCAGCCAUCAUCCUUCAGAAGCUCUUCCCAGCUGUCCAGCAGCCACGCACCAGGCUUCGCCAAACUCAACAGGAGAGAUGGAGCCGGAGGUUGGUCUCCUCUCGUCUCAGACAGAUAUCAAUGGUUGGAGGUCGACUUGGGCGAGCGGACCAAGAUCACCGCCGUCGCCACGCAGGGUCGCUACGGCAGCUCUGAUUGGCUGACAUCCUACCUGCUGAUGUUCAGCGACACUGGACACAACUGGAAGCAGUACAGACAGGAGGACAGCAUCGGGUCUUUUCCAGGUAACAGUAAUGCAGACAGUGUGGUUCAGCACAAACUGCAGCAGCCGGCGAUCGCUCGCUUCCUCCGCCUGAUUCCUCUGGACUGGAACCCCAGUGGGAGGAUCGGACUCCGGCUGGAGACCUAUGGAUGUCCUUACACCUCUGAUGUGGUGAGUUUUGAUGGAGGCAGCAGUAGUGGUCUGGUGUUUAGGAGUCCGGUGCCGAGGAGGACCUCCAGAGAUGUUGUUACUCUGAAGUUUAAAACCCUGAGGAAUUCUGGGACGCUGCUGCAGGCAGAAGGACGAGAUGGACUCAGCCUCAGUCUGGAGUUGGAGAGAGGAAAGCUGCUGCUGCUGCUCAAACAAGGCAGGACUUCACCCUCUGAACCGCAGCGUCUCGCUUCCCUCGGCAGCUUGUUAGAUGAUCAGCACUGGCACCAUGUAGCAGUGGAGCGGCGGAGCUCUCAUCUCAACCUCACCGUGGACAAACACACAGAAAGAGUUCAGAUCCCUGCAGAGUUCAGCCACUGGGACGUCGAACAGCUGAGUGUGGGAGCCGUUCAGAGUUUCAGUUCACAGAAAUCACUCGUCUCCAAGAGAAACUUUCAAGGCUGCCUGGAGAACCUGCUGUACAACGGCCACAACCUGAUAGAACUGGCGAAAAACAACGACCACCAAAUUACUGUUGUGGGCAAUGUGACCUUUUCUUGUGCUGAGCUGGUUUCCGUCGCCGUGACGUUCACCGGCCCCCAGAGCUUCCUGCAGCUGCCGGGGGCGACGGCGUCCUCGUCAGGGGGCGUGUCUUUGGGUUUCCAGUUCCGGACGUGGAACAAGGCGGGGCUGCUGCUCACCUUUGACCUCCCUCAGCAGGGAGGUGUGGUCUGGUUGUACCUGAGUGAGGCCAGACUCCGGCUGCAGAUCCAUAAAGAGGGCAGAGCGCUGCUGGAGCUCACUGCAGGUGCUGCUUUGAAUGACGGUCAGUGGCAUUCGGUAGAGAUGAACUCCAAAAGAGGACGUCUGACUGUCGCUGUGGAUAAAGAAGAAGGAGGCAGUGCUCAGGCUAGCCCGUUGUUUCCUGUCUCUAUAGAAAGUCACCUCUUCUUCGGCGGUUGUCCAGCUGAAGACACCAGUCAUGAGUGCAGAAACCCCUUCAACGUCUUCCAGGGCUGCAUGCGUUUGCUGACUCUGGACAACCAAAACAUGGACCUGAUCAUGGUGCAGCAAAAGCAGCUGGGAAACUACAGCAACCUGCAGAUAGACAUGUGUGGAAUCAUUGACAGGUGUUCCCCGAGUCGCUGUGAACAUGGCGGCCGCUGCACUCAGUCCUGGACCGUCUUCCACUGUAACUGCUUCGACAGCGGAUACAGCGGAGCCACCUGCCACAGCUCUGUGUAUGAACAGUCCUGCGAGGCGUACAAACACAACGGCAACACGUCGGGACAUUUUUACAUCGACGUGGACAGUAGUGGACCGAUCAAACCACAGCUGGUCUACUGCAACAUGACAGAGGAGAACACAUGGAUGGUGAUGCAGCACAACAACACAGAGCUGACCAGGCUGAGACCUUCUCCAGGUGUAGAACAGCACUUAGUCCACUUCAACUACUCGUCUGGAGAGGAGCAGCUGUCCGUCGCCAUCAGCCAAUCAGAGCACUGCGAGCAGGAACUGACCUAUCACUGCAGGAAGUCCCGCCUACUCAACACUCCAGAGGGUUCUCCGUUCAGCUGGUGGAGAGGUGGCCCUGGUUCUGGUCGAAUCCAGACCUACUGGGGAGGAGCUCAUCCAGGCAGCCAGCAGUGUGCCUGUGGCCUGCAGGGCGACUGUGUGGAUCUACAGCACUACUGCAACUGUGACGCCGACCGCAUGGAGUGGACUGAAGACUCAGGCCUGCUCACCCACAAGGAGAGCCUCCCUGUCUGGUCUCUGGUGCUGGGUGACGUUCAGAGGCCGGGGUCCGAGGCUGCCUACAGGGUGGGACCCCUCCGUUGUCGUGGAGACAAAAACUUCUGGAAUGCAGCGUUUUUCGACAAGGAGACGUCGUACCUCCAUUUCCCCACCUUCCACGGAGAGCUGAGCGCCGACAUCUCCUUCCUGUUCAAAACCACGGCCUCCUCUGGUGUGUUCCUGGAAAACCUGGGCAUCAAAGACUUCAUCCGCAUCGAGCUGAGCUCCUCCACUCAGGUGCUUUUCUCCUUUGACGUCGGUAACGGACCGCUGGAGGUUCUUGUGGAGUCGAGAGACCCGCUGAAUGACAACCGGUGGCACCGAGUCCGAGCCGAGCGGAACGUCAAGGAGGCGUCGCUUCGACUGGACGACCUCCCUGUCGCCACUCAGGAGGCUCCUGCUGACGGACACUUCCACCUGCAGCUCAACAGCCAGCUCUUCAUAGGUGGCACAGCGUCUAGGCAGAAGGGUUUCCGCGGCUGUAUUCGCUCUCUGCAGCUGAACGGCGUUACGCUGAACCUGGAGGAGAGGGCGAAGAUCACACCUGGGGUUCGACCCGGCUGCCCAGGUCACUGCAGCAGCUAUGGUUCACUCUGCCAGAACCAGGGCCGCUGUGUGGAGAGAACCAACGCCUUCCACUGUGACUGCAGCCUGUCAGCUUACACUGGAGUCUUCUGCCAGACAGAGGUGUCGGCCAGCUUCAAGUCUGGAUCCUCUGUCAGCUACACCUUCAAAGAACCCUACGAGCUGAGCAGGAACAGCAGCGCUCUGCCAUCCUCCAUCUACUCCGACAUGACGCUGAGAGGAGAGAACAUCUCGCUGAGCUUCAGAACCAACCAGAGUCCUGCUCUGCUGCUCUACGUCAGCUCCUACUACAGAGAGUACCUGGCCCUGCUCGUCAACAAGCACGAUAAGCUGGAGGUGAGAUACAGGCUGGACAGCAGCAGAGAAGCUGAAGUGUUGAGGAGCAAAGUGAGGAGUUUGGCCAACGGACAGCUGCACACCAUUACCAUCAGGAGACUGUCGGACUCUGUGUCUGUGCAGAUUGACCAGAAUGCCAAAGAGGACUUCAACCUGACAUCUGAUGGAGAAUUUAAUGCAAUCAAGUCACUGGUUUUGGGCAGAGUGCAUGAGUCCGAUGACUUGGAUCCAGACCUGGCCAGGUUGGCGUCUCUCGGUUUCGCCGGCUGUCUGUCGGUGGUUCAGUUUAAUACCAUCAGCCCUCUGAAAGCAGCUCUACUCCACCCGGACACCAGCCCUGUCAUCAUCAGCGGACCUUUGGUUCAGUCCAACUGUGGCUCCGCAGGUUCAGCCAAUCCCUAUGCAGAGGAGAACACACACCACCUGUCAGACCAGUCUGGUUCAGUGGGUUCAGGUCAACCUUUAGUCAAUGCCAUCAGGACUGACUCGGCUCUGAUUGGAGGUGUCAUCGCCGUGGUGAUCUUUGUGAUUGUGACUGGCCUGGCGAUUACUGCCAGAUUCCUCUACCGGAGGAAGGACACGUAUCAAAACCAGGAAGUGAAGGGAGUCAAGCAGGACGAGAGCCCAGAUUUUCCUUUCAAUAACCAGGCUGACUCCCAGAGUCUCUCCACUGAAAACCCAAAGGAGUAUUUCAUUUAACUGGAGGCCCGAUGACCUGAUGUGCUGCUGAGUUUUAGGAGCUGAGAGGCUUCAGACAGGAGUGUCCAUCACGUCUCAGGGCUUGGCAGUGCACUCAGGAGCCACUCAGACAUUUUCUCACAGAAGUGGCUCUACACCACGAGGAGAGCAAAGAAGAACAAUCCAUGCAGUGUUGUCUCUCUGCUGCUUUGCUGUAAAUUGUGAACAUACUGAUACAACCAGGCGACAGUGUUGGACUUUGAGGUGUUAAUAUACUCGUGUCAGCGACUGUAAAUAUUCUGAAAUGUAAAUGUUGAAUUCACGUCUUUGUAACAAUCUCUGGCUAAUGUCACUUUGUCAUAUAGAAAUGUUGAAAGUAGCGGAGGUGUCAGUAUAUUUAUUGUGUGUGAGCAGGGAAAUGUGAAGCUGUGUCUUUUUGUGGUUGGGUUUGACCCAGAGCGAGAUGGAGGUGAACUCCAUGAAUUUAACAAGGUGUCUUACUAACCAUACAUAAAUAUUUUAUCUUUACUUCUGAGUAUUUUAUUUUUUUGACUUCCCAUCUUUUCUCCCACUUACUUGCUGUUUUGCUGCACAGCAAAUAUUUCAGUGGAGGAUGAUUCUUUCACCAUAUGACAAAACUGUUUCCAAAAUUCUGAGCUUUUUUGUGGCUUUACCAAGCUUUAAAACUACAUCUGAUAAUAAAAACUUGUCAAACAAUUAUGUGAAUACUCAAAGCUCACUGAUGGAGCGCUAAUGUCCACCCAGGCCGGUGCAUAAUCACAUGGUUUUAGAGGAAGUCAUCUGGAUCCACAUCAGCAUUAAACUGGCUCUUCGUUUGCCCAUUCUUUUACUCCACCUGUCCACCCAGUUUCAUGAAAUUCAGCCUGGUGGUUGUGAUGUAAUCUUGCUGACAUGCAAAACAAACAGCACUGAAAACUCAACCUCCUUGUUGGAUGUAAUAAUGUGACAAUGAACUGUGAAUGUGAAUCGACUGAAUCUGCAGCUUCUCAGCUUUCAAGAGCUCUGUAGUGAGUUUAACCUCAAUGGUUUGCGAUCAAGCUCACGAUUUAGUGUUGUGGUUCAAUCUUAGUGUAGUUUUUGUAACCAACUGGCAGCUGUUAAGAGAAAAGUCCUACUGUGCACUGUCUAAUCAUCACCAUAAUGGCAGACGAACAGCAUUAGCAUCUGAACAUCAUAGAGCAUUUAGCAGCUAAAGAGCCACAUAGUUUUCUCAGGAGUUAGUAAAUACCAAAACUAGAGCUAAAAAAAAAAGAAUAUUGGACAUACAGUACUGGCCAAAAGUUUGGAAGCAACUUCAAGUUUCUGUUCACAAUGUCUUUCUUGAACCCCAUUAUAAAUUGUAUGGAUUUUGGGAUGUGUUUGCUGCAUGAUCUGACUUUGGUUUCAUUGAUAUGCACCAUUUCCACAAUUUACCUUUAGGUAUACAUUGAUGUUACCAGACAACUGCUGAAUAAAUGUCAAAAGAAAAGAAAGGCUUAGUUUUAGAGUUGACAGAUUUGCAAGUCACAACUUCAGUGCAAAAGUAAGAAACAAAUAACAGUUUGCAAUAUUCACUUUAGCUCUUUGGCUUUUCAGAGUUUGCACACAAAAAUCCCAAUGAAUCUCAACUGUGUCCAUAUCCCUAGACCUACCACAGAAACGGAUAGAAAGAAACAGCUGAGUAAAGAAGCAAGAGUAGGAAAACUGUAUUCUGAGUGACUCUAUAUAAUAAUCAUGUUUAUUUUGUUGCAGAGUGCACCAGUGAAACUACAGUCUUUUCUGUACAAAUCUGAUUUGGUUUCCAAACUUUUGGCCUGUCGUGUAGAAUCCACAGAAUGGACACAAACAAAAGUCCAAAUGAACGAUGUGACUCUGUCACUGCUUGGUGUGUAAACAAAAUUUUCCAUGAACUCAGUUCUAGCUGAUUUGGUAAAACUCUACUAAUAGCAGAGCAACUGGUGUGUCUUUUCAGUAGUUAGAUAAUCUGAACAUUACCUUAUAGAAGAGGAGAUUACAGAAUGAAAAUACAUGCCGACUUCUGAAAGUUGAUAUGUAACAUUAAAAUAGGUUUGUUUUGACAUGCAUCUUAAAGAUUAGAUCUUUAUCCACGCAGUGGCCCACUGCACACACAGUUAGGCAAUUUCCAAGCCAAUCAGGGUCAAAAUACUUAUUAGCAUUUGAGCUUGAAGCUAAAGACAGAACAGACCUUUGAGAGACAGCUACUCACCUCUGCACUGAAAGUUUCGCUGGAACUACAAAGUCAUCUGAAGCUACAAAAGUUCACUUGGCACAUAUCAAAGUGGCCUCACUUAUAUAAAACAGUCCGAGAAACCCCCUUUGCACUAAAGAAGUUGUUUCUUUCUUAGCUUGAUUCACCAAGAGAGUAAAACUUCUCUUCAAGGUAUUCAAACAGUUUAGAAAAACUAGAUCUCUGGUCUGUUGUUUGGAUUUAUAUAGAAAGCUUUUGCAUUUGUUUUUGACUGGUACAGUCAAGAUAGAGAUGGAUUAACUUGGGCACACGGUUUAUUAGAUUUUUUUUUUUUAAGUAUGAAAACUUAUCGACAGGAAACCAACACAGAUCCAAAGACCUUGACCAUUUCUAGACUUCAGGCAUAUGUACGGUUCAUUCAAAAGCCUUUACAUCCCCUCUUUGCCUUUUCUUUGUAUUGCUACUUAAAAGUUUAAAUGUUGCCUGCCUGGAGCUUCGUCUCUGUCUCUCUAAACAGUGAAGCUUUUAACACAGACUGUAUUACACCGUUUCUGUCUGUCGCCUCCUUCACUGCACGCAGAGACAGUUAAUGUGUUUUCGAAAAAGGUAAUCGGCUUCGAUCUGACAGGUGGAUUGUGAUUCGCUUGAAAGCAGAGCAAGAUGAUGAGAACGAGACGGAAAGAUAAUCUGAGACACCGUGUCGAGCAGACGUGGUGAUAAUGAAAACACAUUCUGAUAUUAAUGCUGGAAAAUGACGCGAAUCUCUUCAUGUGUUAAUCCAGCUCGUGUGUAAAGAGUGCUGAUGAUAGAAGAAGCAGAGAGAGGAUCGACAGCAGCUGUUUAUCAAACACACCACCGUCUCUCUGCGAGAACCCCCGAAGCACAGAUGGGAUUUUAAUGACAAAAAGUUGCUAAAUCUUCAAAGAGCAUCUUUAAACUUCAUCACAGCAGCGAGUGAUGGCAAGGUUUUGCUUCCUGUUGUGUCACAGUCGUCUCACUGUGGGCUUGAUGCCGGAGUUAACAAGUAGCUGUCCCCACUGUGGAUUCCUUCUGCAGCAGAUGCUCACUUUUAACAGGCUGAGGAGUAAAUCUGGAUAAAUAAACUAACUUAGUCUAUAAUCUGGCACGUACUGAAACAUUCACAACUAUUUGUUUAUUAAGAAUUUUCAUUAACCCUAGAGGAUGAAUCAUAUGGUCUUUGGUGAUUCUUGAUUUUGUCCCCCUGUGUCACCAUGAACUUGACAUGUUUGUUUUUUAAUUAAUGUUCAUGACAACUGUUUGGAAAUGUUUUAAAUAAAUACAGCACAGCCGUGGUCCUCAGAGGAUGAACUGUAAUAACACAGCCUCAUACCAAAAUGUGUAAAAGCUACGUUGAUCCAUGGCGCAAAACAUAUUAGUUUCAGAAUAAAGGCUGUGAAUUUGUGAGAUGCUUCAGUUUUUGGACGUAUUCUUUUCUAUUGUUUCACCCCGUGCAUAUUUUUGAAUCAUUUUUUGUUUUCAGACUCUUUCAGUCAUUGUUUUCAGAUGCCAUUUUGUGUUGCUCUUUUUGAAUCAUUUUCUCCCACAGUUUUUGGUCAUUUUUAGGCGCUGCUUUCAAUCUUUUUCAUGUGCUUUUUCGCUUAUUUUCACCCAUGGUUUUUUGUCAUUUUGAGAUGCUGUUUUCAGUCAUUGGUGUCAUGUCAUUUUAGCGGUUUUUAGCCAUUUUCCAGCAGCUGGUUUCAGCCCUUUUCAGCAGCCCUUUCAGUUGCCAUUGUAAGCCUUUUAAAGUCACUGUUUUCAGCCAUUUCCAUGUGCUGUUUCCAAUCAUUGUUUUCUGUCAUUGUUCUUGGUCACUGUUUCGAGCCUUUUUCAAUCAUGAUUGUUGGUCAGUUUCUUUCGUUGUUCUCAGCUAUUUUAAGUCACGGUUGUCACAAUUUUCAGCCAGUUUUUAAACUAUUUUUAGUUGUAGUUUUAGUUGUUUUAGCCAUGUUCAGUCACAGAUUCCAAUCAUUUUGAGUGGCUGAGAAUGACUGUAAGCAGCAACUGAAUACAAUCACGCAUUGCUUUGGUUUACACUUCAAAACUGCUUGGUUAAAUUUAGCUACCAAAACCACUUGGUUAGGUUUAGGAAAAGAUCACGAUUUGGGUUAAAAUACACCUGUAAAAAUGUUAACCAACCUACAAUAGGUUUCCAGGUUAAUGGGUGACGAUUCACACCACAUGAAAAGCAACUUUACAGCCUUUGUUGUGGAAAUCAUACAUUCAGGCUGUAGACCACCUCAACUAUUUUUCAUGUGAGACUGGGUUGUAACUCCAUCGUCAGUCCAGUCACAUCAUCCUCAGCUGUGUAAAGUGUGAGCUGGCAUAUGCUAGCAUGCUAACAGACUAAACUAAAAAGAUGGUCAACAGUGUUCCAGAUACACAUGAUGUGAGCAUUUUCCUGAAUGUUUCAACACUGGAAACCGCCAAAAUGUUGUUUCUUUAGUACAUAAUUAAAAACAAUGCGUCUGUACUUAAAAUCAAAUUAUACCAUGAAAGGACUUAAAGCAAAAGUCAUCCAAAAAAGGCAAACCUGUAGUUUGACUUUAUGCUUGAUGAAUAUCCAUCAAAUCUUGAUUGUUAUACAGAACAACAGUGCUGUAACAGCUACAUAUUUGAGCCACUCCAGAUACAUUACAAUAUCAAUAUUUUGCUGACAGUAAUUUAGUUUCAUUUCUGGCAAGAUUUGUAGUUAGGCUGAACAGAUAUGAGUGUAACAAUUACAAUGUAAUGGUACAUAGUACUGGUAAAUAACAGUGAUGUCAGUGAGUUUAAGUGACAUGCCACAAAGAAAAGAAAAUGUUAUCCAGAAGAUUUUAAUCAUGUUCUCGUCAUUUGGUUACAGACAAAUCCUGUUUGAUGAAAAUAAAAACGUUUUUUUCAGAGA
Acanthochromis polyacanthus (spiny chromis) is the source of this 9151-nucleotide messenger RNA. RefSeq names its product contactin-associated protein-like 4. Lineage: Eukaryota; Metazoa; Chordata; Actinopteri; Pomacentridae. The transcript is spliced from 24 exons. The coding region runs from base 117 to 4058 and encodes 1313 amino acids. The record is from RefSeq and is a predicted model, not a curated record.